GUUAUAUAUAAAAAAAAACACAUGUUUAAAGUACAAGAAAAUAUUAAGUGAAAUUUUGUGCACAAAUGGCGUUACUGAGAAACAAGCCUUUUAUGCUCAGGCAGUUUGUUUCGGUGAAGAUAUGUUCUUCUGAUGCGGUGUGGCAUCGUAAUAAGUCCUUUCACCACGUGUUACCCAAGUUUCCAUUUCCGAGUGGUGAAUCAUUGUCGCGCCAUCAGUUGGUCAAGGCAAGGCCACCGCCCAUUCUGCCCGAGCUCCUGUCGAAAUCGAAACGGUUGACUGCUUCGAGAAAGCGAGUCGACUUUUUACGCGAUGACUUGGGGGAGGACGAGGAGACAGUUUCGGCCGAGAAUGUAUCGACCAUGUUCGCUGAGAGCUCAGAAACUGCCAAGACGCCAUCGAUUAUGCUAACAGACAAAGUCGAUUGCAACUGGCAACUUAAGCCCCUAUCGGAUAUGAAGGCUAGCAAUACUCCGACUGAUGCAGCAGAUGGCGGUGCUGCCAGCUUAAACAGCAGUUCGUCAAGUCAUAAUGCCAAAUGGGACCAGCAGCAGCAACUGCAACGGCACCAGCAGCAGCAGCAGCAGCCGCAACAAAUACACCAGCAACAUCAGCAACAACAACAGCAGCAGCAGCAGCAGCAGCAGCAGCAACAGCCGCUUCAGCUGCAAAAUACGCAGGAUAUGCAGCAGAAACAGUUGGAGGACAAGUCAAGCCCGAAUCCACCACGAAAGCUGAAUCCGGACACGUAUUUUGAGAGAGUUUGUAAAAUUCAAAAUGAAAACGCGCAAAAGCUGAACGAAAACGAUAGAAAAGUGAAGGUACAUAUUAAGAAUGCGAAAAUACAUGAGCGGAUACACAAGUUGAUGCAGUUACAACAGCAGUUAAAGGAAACUGAGCCGAUACCCUACACUCCAGCACAGAAGCAGAAAAGUAAUCAGCUCGAACAGUCACGGCACACGCGAUCCGAUGUGGAGAUCCUGGAUAAAGUGCGACCCCAAAAGGCGAGCAAGUACACACGUCCCGUGUAUGGUGCAUACGCCAAGCACACGGAGUCGGAGCGCCAAGCAUACGCGCCGGCGCACGGGGGCUUCGACAAUGGGGAUAUACUUAACAAGGCGAUGCCGCAAGGGAAAGCAAUGCGUAAAAAGAAAGCUCUCUCCUUGCAGUCGAGCCAAUCACAGAGGAUCAAUAGCGCGGAGUCUGCCAUGUACAGGCUAUGCAAAGGACUGCUCAGAAAUGUUAACUCCAAAUAUUGACGCACGACGAACCGUUAUUCUGCCCAGCUCCAUUGGCAGCAGCAAUCGUCACGUGGUCGAACAGAUUUCAUGUUUAUGUCACUGUUAGAUAACUUUUACUAUAAGUAGCGUUUUCUGUAAACUCGUUUCUUGUCUGCAAAUAACAGGUCUCUUAAUCAGUUAA
This is a messenger RNA of Drosophila hydei, 1422 nucleotides long. Its product is annotated as probable basic-leucine zipper transcription factor R. NCBI's taxonomy places the organism in Eukaryota, Metazoa, Arthropoda, Insecta, Diptera, Drosophilidae. Bases 66 to 1259 code for a protein of 397 amino acids. The record is from RefSeq and is a predicted model, not a curated record. The transcript is spliced from 3 exons.